GCGAGGUGGUGUCAGUCACAUGGAGAUUUCGGUUGAAACCGGGAGGUUGUUUUGGUGAAAUUUUGUGCUUAUUUUUGUUUAAUUUCCAAAAUGUAUUCCGCGGAAGAUAACGCACGUAUUGAAUUGAUAAAGAAGCACAUCGGAGAGUAUCCGGAUUUUCCCAAAAAGGGUAUCAUUUUCAAAGACGUUUUUACUGCUCUGUCUUCCGGAGAAGUCUGCAGGGCUGUUAAAGAGCUCUUCUUGUCCUACAUUAAAUCCUCAUGCCCAGACAUUGAUGCUGUGGUGGGUUUGGAUGCCAGGGGGUUCCUCUUCUCGCUCCUGAUUGCUUCAGAACUCUCCAUUGGCUGUGUCCCAAUACGGAAGAAGGGAAAACUUCCCGGAGAAACGUAUUCUGUGGAGUAUCAGCUGGAGUACGGAGUGGAUGUGUUCCAGUUGCAGAAGAGUGCCCUCAAACCCGGGCAGAAGGUUCUCAUUGUGGAUGAUUUAAUAGCAACCGGAGGGACUCUCGAGGCGGCAACGAAACUCAUUGAGAAAUCAGGAGCUGUGGUCGUUGAGUGUUUAGCCAUAAUGGAGCUGACUCCCCUAAAGGGACGAGACAAGCUCAAAAACUACAAAGUACAUUCCUUCAUUCAGUAUGACGAAGAUUGAGGAGGUUGCAUCGGUUGCAAUGGUUGCAACGGCUGCAUGUAGGAUGUGUCUCGAACUUUACAUUCCCGAAAAAUUUCUUAAGAAGCUUAAGAAGAAUUUUUUUUGUUAAAUAGAUUAAUUUACAUAAAUGUUUUUAUCAAUUUUGAAGGAAUAAAGAAUUUUUUAAAGAUUC
Lutzomyia longipalpis is the source of this 820-nucleotide messenger RNA. RefSeq names its product adenine phosphoribosyltransferase (gene Aprt). The record is from RefSeq and is a predicted model, not a curated record. Bases 91 to 648 code for a protein of 185 amino acids. The transcript has 2 exons. Gene Ontology annotation, cellular component: cytoplasm. NCBI's taxonomy places the organism in Eukaryota, Metazoa, Arthropoda, Insecta, Diptera, Psychodidae. Gene Ontology annotation, biological process: AMP salvage; adenine salvage. Gene Ontology annotation, molecular function: AMP binding; adenine binding; adenine phosphoribosyltransferase activity.